ACCAGAUGAAAUUAAGAAAAUUUAACGUAAUUUAAAAGACAAUUGAAAGAGUGCAUUUUUGCAAUCAACAUAAUCACAUUUUUGUUUGGGUUGUGAAUUAAUUGAGAAUUUAGUUAUCUAUUUUUGUUCAUUUAGUUAUAAGUGAGAAAACUCUUAAUAAAAUUGCGUUCGUGACGUUGUCCAAACGCAAAUGAUUCAAUGAUCUAAGAUGCAAAAUACAUUGCAACAAUCUGUGUCUACUCCUAAUGUUGGCGGACAUUCUGGUUCUAGGAGAAGAAAUCAAAGAAACAAUACUUACAUAAACUUGAGAACUGAUUGCAUAGCUUUAGAAGAGGCAGCAAAGCUAGUUUGGUGCAAGGAAAUGGCUGCCAUGCCAUCAAAGACCCCUGUCUCUAUAUUGCAAGAGUUGCUUAGCAGACGUGGAAGUACUCCCAAAUAUGAACUCGUUCAAAUUGAGGGGGCAAUCCAUGAACCGACUUUUCGAUACCGUGUAACUGUGGCAGAUACAGUAGCCAUGGGCACUGGUCGUUCUAAAAAAGAAGCAAAACAUGCUGCUGCAAAAGCCCUUUUAGACAAACUCACUGGUAUCCAAUCAACUGACACCAUCACUACAAAUGGAUCAGUGCCAAACACUGGUGCUGCAACUCCAGACAUAAACGGCCAAGGCUCUGCUAAUUAUGAAGACAAAGGCAUUGGAAAUCCUAUUGGGUGGUUGCAGGAAAUGUGCAUGUCGAGGAGAUGGCCACCACCACAUUAUGAAAUGGAUUUUGAAGAGGGGCUACCACACGAACGUCAAUUUACAAUUGCUUGUGUUGUAUUUAAGCAUCGUGAAGUUGGUCAAGGCAAGUCUAAGAAACUAGCAAAGCGUCAGGCUGCUCACAAAAUGUGGCAAACUCUGCAAGAUGCUAAAUUGGAUAGUGAACUUGGCGAUGAAGAGAUGGCUCAACACACUUCAAAUAUCAUCGAGCGAUAUGCUGAAUUGAAGGAUAGUCGCAUUUCAACUUUAACCACUCCUCAUAGCCACAAAGUUUCUUCAUUUCAUAAAAAUUUAAAACAAUCUACUGGUCCAAAGUUAUCUGAAUUGCAGAACACCAAAUUGAACAUACCAGAUUUUAAUUUUGUUCAAUUUCUUCAAGAAAUUGCUUCUGAACAACAAUUUGAAGUAACUUAUGUAGACAUUGAGGAAAGAAGCCACAAAGGUCGUUGUCAAUGUCUUGUUCAGUUGUCAACAUUGCCUGUAGCAGUUUGCCAUGGUUCUGGAAACACAUCUAAAGAUGCUCAAGCUUCUGCCGCUCAAAAUGCUCUAGAAUAUCUAAAAAUAAUGACAAAAAAGUGAGCAAAUUCUUAAAGGGUUGUAUAUUAAUAUAUAUGGAAGCAAAAAUAUAAAAAUUGAGCAGAAAACAGGUGUUAAUGCAUAAUAUUAUCAACCAUAUGCAAUUUUCCCUUUUAUGUAUAUUUGCAACAUAUCGUGCAAUCAUGCAUAGUCAUCACAAGAAAUCAAGGUAUUACAUUAAAUACCACUGUCUAAUGUAACAAAAUAAUUUUUGUUGUUAUUUUAUCUUGUUUGUCAUGCAUUAGGGCAAAAUA
Messenger RNA from Ctenocephalides felis (cat flea), 1587 nucleotides. Its product is annotated as interferon-inducible double-stranded RNA-dependent protein kinase activator A homolog. NCBI's taxonomy places the organism in Eukaryota, Metazoa, Arthropoda, Insecta, Siphonaptera, Pulicidae. Bases 209 to 1336 code for a protein of 375 amino acids. The transcript is spliced from 9 exons. The record is from RefSeq and is a predicted model, not a curated record.